AUGAAACAAUUUUUGUUUUCCGAGCAAGAGAUAGAUAUUCCAGUUGGGUACGUUGGUUUAUCUGAUCGCGAAUGCACUUCACAUGGCCAAAUCUUGUAUACAUGCCGUCAGGGAUUCCUAGUAUUGUCUACGGAGCAAACAUUCAGGCUUCGGCGUUACCUGGCUGAUUGGCGUUCAUGUUUUCUUGUCUCAAAGUAG
This is a messenger RNA of Blumeria graminis f. sp. triticale, 198 nucleotides long. NCBI's taxonomy places the organism in Eukaryota, Fungi, Ascomycota, Leotiomycetes, Helotiales, Erysiphaceae. The record is from the annotation of a GenBank genome assembly.